AUGUUGUGUUAUCACGUGGGCCCCGCAAUGCUCAUUUGUCGAAAAGUUUUGCGUCACCUAGCUUACAACAAAGGAAAUAGGAGAAGAUACACAAAACUAAAAGUUGACACUAUAAACCCCCACGUUGUUCGUCUGCAGUACGCCGUUCGUGGUCCAAUAGUACAACGAGCCCAGGAGAUAGAAGUUGAGUUGCAGAAGCUGCCCAAGGGCGCCGCGAAAAAAUAUGAUCAUGUGAUCAAAUGCAAUAUAGGGGAUUGCCACGCCUCUGGCCAAAAACCAAUCAGUUUUAUUCGCCAAGUCUUAUGUGCCGCUACUUAUCCUGAGUUCAUCCAAGCUGUUGCGAUUCCUGAAGACGCAAAGCUGCGAGCGAGGCGCUUUUUAGAAAACUGUGGUGGAAGUGUCGGAGUUUACAGCGAGUCUACGGGGGUUAGAAUUGUUCGGCAGGACAUCGCAAGAUAUAUUGAAAAGCGAGAUGGUCUCAGCGCGAAUCCCAACGAUAUAUUCUUAUCAUCCGGUGCCAGUGAAGCCGUCAAGUCUGUUCUCCAAUUAAUUUCUACUGGUUGCGACGGAAAUAAAAGGGCAGGCGUCAUGGUUCCUAUUCCUCAGUAUCCUCUAUAUUCAGCAACGAUUGCGGAAUACAAUGCCUGUCAGAUCGGAUACUAUCUGGAUGAGUCAGAUCAUUGGAGUUUGAACGUGGACCAACUGGAGGAGCUGGUGGAAAAGGCUCGUGGUGAAUGUGUACCGCGUGUGCUGGUUGUGAUCAAUCCAGGUAAUCCAACUGGUCAACUUCUGUCUAAGGAUGUGAUCAGAAAUGUCCUAGAGUUUGCACACCGUCACAGUUUGGUCGUAUUGGCGGACGAGGUAUAUCAGCACAACGUAUACUCACCUGAUCGUUCCUUUGUCUCAUUCAAACGGGUUCUUCAUGAUAUGGGAAGUUCAAUAUCCAAGGAACUUCAGCUGGCAUCAUUUAUGUCAUGCAGCAAGGGUUUUAUGGGAGAGUGUGGACUCCGUGGUGGCUACUGCGAACUAGUCAACUUCAGUCCAGACGUCCAGGCACAGCUGUACAAGUGUCUUUCAGCUCGGCUUUGUUCCCCCUUGCUUGGUCAGCUGGCAGUGGAUGUCAUUGUCAAUCCUCCUGAAGUCGGUGAACCAUCGUAUGAAUCCUUUCAAAAGGAGAAAGAGUCGGUACUCAGUGACUUGAAACUUAAAGCCCAACUAGUAUCGGAGUCGCUGAACUCUCUGCCCGGGUUCUCUUGUAACCCUGUAACUGGAGCUAUGUAUGCCUUUCCACAGCUGAAGUUACCACCAAAAGCAAUUGAGGCGGCAAAAGAUAAAGGAGUGGCUCCAGACUUCUUCUAUUGCAUGAACUUUCUGGAUGAAUAUGGUAUCUGUGUUAUUCCGGGGUCCGGUUUUGGACAAGUCCCUGGCACAUGGCAUUUCAGAAUCACAAUUCUACCCACGGUUGAACAAAUGAGAAUUGUCAUACAGAAACUUCAGGAAUUCCACACAGAAUUUUUAAAGAAAUAUUCCUAGCUUGUCGACGCCGGGACCUUAACGCUGCUCAUGCCUGGUUCCCGAAGGUCGCCGUCCUGAAUCAUCUGUUAUGGUUCUUAUUUUCCAUAUGAUUUCUCCGUCAUUUGGACUGUAACUUUUGUCUUCACUUGUGUACUAUGGAUUGUGUAAAACUAAUUUCAGCCACCCGAGCACAGUUCUUUC
Molecule: messenger RNA, 1716 nt
Organism: Opisthorchis viverrini
Lineage: Eukaryota; Metazoa; Platyhelminthes; Trematoda; Opisthorchiida; Opisthorchiidae
Exons: 9
Coding region: 1-1533 (510 amino acids)
Biological process (GO): biosynthetic process
Molecular function (GO): L-alanine:2-oxoglutarate transaminase activity; pyridoxal phosphate binding
Source: RefSeq, a predicted model, not a curated record